AUGUCUUCCAGUCAAUCGCCCAAAUCAUCCACCUCUGAAAAGUCAUCACAAUCUCAGGAAAGCGUGGCCAUUCGUUUCUUGAAUGCAGUCAUUGAUUUCAUGGCCAAAAAUUCUCAAUCUCCUUCCGAGAUUUAUCAACUUCUUGCACAAACAGGAUCUGUCUUGUUGCUUCAAUCCGAAGAAUUUCCAAAAUACAUGACUCGAUACAUUGAAAACAAAUUUGAAGAGGCUGAUAAAGAGCAUACCAACAAUGCUCUCAAUAAUUUUCAAGCCAAAUAUCAAAUCGUGGUUCAACUUUUUAACUUUGCAACCUUUUUACAAAAUGUUCGAUUACCUGCCAUUUUGCCUUUCAAGUCUCCUGUGUUGUCACCUGAAGAGCAACGAAAAGUUGAAUUUAAAUUGGAAGAUGCUCCACUUGUCAAGCAAUAUGAUUUUCAUCACUUUCAAGAAAUUUCAAUUGCCACUUUGGAAACUUUAUUGCAAUCGAAUCGAUCACCCAUUCAAACAUCUGACUACAAGGAAGCAAAUAAUUCCACCAAUAAGACCAAAAUCCCUCCUCAUAUUUUGAGUGACGUGAGAUUUUCAUUAAUGGCUCCAAAAAUUGAAAUUCAAUUGGCUUCUUUAUAUUUGCAACGAUCGUUUAAUCCUUUUGAAGUAAUGAAAGAUAUGAAAAACUCAUUGCAACAACAGUUUCCUCCACUCUAUACACACAAUCAUGACAAAUUCUAUCGAUCUAGCAAUGACGAUAUUGCCUUGUAUUAUUUAAAGAGUGCUCUCAAUGUCAUUACUCCACAAAAUUCACCAGAUGACUAUGCAGUGGCAUAUUCACAAAUGGCUCACCUUCUCAAACAAAAGAAGAAGUACGACGAAGCGAUUAAGGCAUUCCAAAAAGUAUUGGAGGUCAGAAAAGUCACUGAUUCAGAUCCAACCAAAUAUGCCUCUUUAUGUAUGAACAUUGCGAAUACUUAUUUAGCAAAGGAAGAAGAGGCAUGGUCUCAAUUCAAAGCAGAGUAUGCAUCAAUGCAAAAAGAAGACAUUGUUACUAAAUUAUUUAAAGAAUAUUCCAUUAUUUUGAGAGAGAGUAUAUUGUCACAUCAGCGCUCAGUAUCUCCUUCCACUGCAAAUGCUUCACAACAACAAGAGAAAUGUGAAAAAUUCGAAGAAGCCUCCAAACAAUGGCUGAAAUCCAUCGAUUUAGCAAUUGAAUGGUUUGGAAAGAGUGAACAAGGAUUCAAACAACUCAAAAAGCCACCUUCUCAUGAAAAGAAAGAACUCUCAACGCAAGAUCAAUACAUUGGUCUUGUGAGCAUUAAUUUGGGAUAUGCCUAUCUUCUCAAGACUAAAUUAUACAUGCAAAUCAUUUCCAAUCAUCAUGGGUUAUGUGUACACAGUAAGCAGAAAAAGGAUAUGGAUACCAUUAAGAAAGCAAAAACAAGUGCAGAAAACGCCAUUGUUGUUUUAAAAACUGCUCUCGAAGUCAUCAAACCUGAUGUUCACGAGAAGGAUUCGAUACUUCAAAAAGUUCGUCACAUGGGAUCAGAAUCAUUUCCCAAAUUGAAUUUAUAUUUGGCAGAAUGUUACAUGUAUCUGUAUGUGUGUGAUCAGUUGUGUGAAAAUUCAGAAGACUCAAAGUCAUCUUCAGGCCUUCUCAAUUUAGAAGAAGCAAGAACAUGUCUCGAUUUAGGAGGUUCUCUCUUCAUGAAAAAAGAAAUGAAAGAUUGGAGAGUGCGAUUGAAUGUUUUACUGUUCGAAGUGUAUUUCAAAUUGAGUCAUGAUGAAGAAAAUAUUUCAAAAGAAAAGAAGGAACAAUAUUUGGAGAGAAGUGUCAAUGCAUUGAAGGAGGCUGUGAAGGAUAAGGUUCAAGAAAAUGAUGAUAUUGUGACCUAUGAUGUAGAUAACUUUUUAAACAAGUAUUUGGAGAGUUUGAGUUUGAAUGAUUAA
Naegleria fowleri is the source of this 1941-nucleotide messenger RNA. RefSeq lists its product as uncharacterized. Gene Ontology annotation, molecular function: protein binding. The record is from RefSeq and is a predicted model, not a curated record. Lineage: Eukaryota; Heterolobosea; Eutetramitea; Acrasida; Naegleriidae. The coding region runs from base 1 to 1941 and encodes 646 amino acids. The transcript has a single exon.